This is a messenger RNA of Zonotrichia albicollis (white-throated sparrow), 8750 nucleotides long. Lineage: Eukaryota; Metazoa; Chordata; Aves; Passeriformes; Passerellidae. The record is from RefSeq and is a predicted model, not a curated record.
AUGGGUGUAAAGACCAGAGAAUCUACUUUAUAUUUUCCAGCUUUACUUCAAGUAACAAUUUCACUUAGCAAAGUUGAGCUCAGUGUGGGUGAAUCCAAGUUCUUCACAUGCACAGCCAUUGGUGAGCCUGAGACCAUAGACUGGUACAACCCCCAGGGAGAGAAGAUUGUUUCCAGUCAGAGGGUGGUUGUUCAGAAGGAAGGCAUCCGCUCACGCCUCACCAUUUACAACGCAAACAUAGAAGAUGCUGGUAUAUACCGGUGCCAAGCAACAGAUGCUAAAGGACAAACUCAAGAAGCUACUGUGGUUUUGGAGAUUUAUCAAAAGCUCACUUUUCGGGACAUAGUGUCUCCACAAGAGUUCAGGCAGGGGGAAGAUGCAGAAGUUGUGUGCCGUGUUACGAGUUCACCUGCUCCCAUUGUCAGCUGGUUGUAUCGCAAUGAGGAAGUCACAGCUAUUGCUGACAAUCGAUUUGCGAUAUUAGCAAACAAUAAUCUCCAAAUUCUCAAGAUCAAUAAAAGUGAUGAAGGAGUUUACAGAUGUGAAGGAAGAGUGGAAGCAAGAGGAGAAAUUGACUUUCGGGACAUAAUUGUUAUUGUGAACGUGCCCCCUACGAUCAUUCUGCUGCAGAAGUCCUUCAAUGCCACGGCAGAUCGAGGAGAGGCAGUAACUCUGUUCUGCAGAGCCACUGGAUCGCCUCCCCCUGAGAUCACUUGGUACCGGAAUGGUAAACUUAUUGAAGAAAAUGAAAAAUAUGUCCUGAGAGGAAGCAAUACACAACUAACAAUAAGAGAUAUAAAAAAUAUCGAUGCAGGUCCUUAUAUCUGCAAUGCUAAAAACAAAGCAGGAAAUGACAAAAAACAGACAGUCCUUCAAGUUUUUGUGCAGCCUCAAAUCAUACAACUUAAAAAUGAAACCACAUUUGAGAAUGGGAAAGCAACCCUCAUCUGUGAAGCAGAAGGAGAGCCUGUUCCAGAGAUUACUUGGAAGAGGGCCAUUGAUGGAAUGACUUUCUCUGAAGGGGACAAGAGCCCAGAUGGCCGCAUAGAAGUCAAAGGGCAGCAUGGGAAGUCGUCACUGCAUAUUAAAGAUGUGAAGUUGUCAGAUUCAGGGAGAUAUGACUGUGAAGCGGCAAGUAGAAUUGGUGGGCACCAAAAGAGCAUGUACCUUGAUAUUGAAUAUGCUCCGACAUUCCUGUCCAAUCAAACCAUGUAUUACUCUUGGGAAGGCAAUCCUAUCAAUAUAAGCUGUGAAGUGCUGGCAAAUCCAUCUGCCUCUGUUCAGUGGAAAAGAGGAAAAUUAGUUUUACCUGUAAAAAAUACAACUCAUUUGAAGACCUACAGUACAGGAAGAAAGCUGAUUCUGGAGAUUGCUCCCACAUCUGACAGUGAUUUUGGACGAUAUAAUUGUACAGCCACAAACAGAAUAGGAACAAGAUAUCAAGAGUAUACACUUGGUCAAGCUGAUGUGCCAUCAAACCCGUAUGGAGUGCGAGUUUUAGAGCUGUCCCAAACCACUGCCAAGGUUUCCUUCAAUAAGCCAGACUCUCAUGGAGGUGUGCCCAUUCACCACUACCAAGUGGAUGUGAAAGAGGUAGCCUCGGAAACCUGGAAAAUAGUUCGCUCCCAUGGAGUUCAAACUAUGGUUGUUCUGAGCAAUUUGGAACCAAAUACAACCUAUGAAAUCAAAGUAGCUGCUGUAAAUGGAAAAGGGCAAGGAGAGUACAGCAAAAUUGAGAUCUUUCAGACCUUACCUGUCCGGGAGCCAAGCCCCCCUUCAAUUCAUGGACAACCAGAGAGUGGCAAGAGUUUUAAACUUAGCAUAACUAAACAAGAUGAUGGAGGUGCUCCAAUACUGGAAUAUAUUGUCAAAUACAGAAGUAAAGAUAAGGAAGACCAGUGGCUAGAGAAAAAAGUGCAGGGUAGUAGAGACCACAUCAUCUUAGAGCAUCUUCAGUGGACCAUGGGUUACGAAGUACAAAUUACAGCUGCCAACAGACUGGGUUAUUCUGAGCCAACAUUGUAUGAAUUCAGCAUGCCACCAAAGCCCAACAUUAUUACAGACACUCUUUUUAAUGGUCUUGGACUUGGUGCUGUCAUUGGCCUGGGAGUGGCAGCCCUUUUGUUAAUCCUGGUUGUGACUGAUGUUAGCUGCUUCUUUGUACGGCAAUGCGGAUUGCUCAUGUGCAUCACCAGGAGAAUCUGUGGGAAGAAGAGUGGUUCAAGUGGGAAAAGUAAAGAACUGGAAGAAGGAAAAGCUGCUUACUUGAAAGAUGGAUCAAAAGAGCCAAUAGUGGAAAUGAGAACAGAGGAUGAAAGAAUCACCAGCCAUGAAGAUGGGAGUCCAGUAAAUGAGCCAAAUGAGACAACUCCCCUCACAGAACCAGAGAAGCUGCCACUAAAGGAGGAAAAUGGCAAAGAAGCUUUAAAUCCAGAAACCAUAGAAAUCAAAGUUGCUAAUGACAUCAUCCAGUCAAAAGAAGAUGAUAGCAAAGCAUAAUAAGAUAAACUACAGCUGUCUGGAUAAUGCAUUUGGAUUGAAGUAAUCCUGUGACCAAAACUUUACAGCUGACCUUAAUUUCUUGGGAAACUUAAGCUUGGAAUAGUUAGUACAUGUGUACAUACGAUGAAACAGUUCCUGUCUACAGUUCUUUUCUAUAUUUUUUUUUUCUUGUUUGGUUGUUAAUGGUUUUAGUAUGCAAUUUUGCUGACACCAAGUCCCAUGCUAUAAAUCUGGAAAAUCUGCAGAAUAAGAACUGUAAUUUAUUAUAUGAAAAAGAGUGUCUACUUAGAAGAAAAAUUUUGAAGCACUCCUAACCACAAAAAAUCACAUCAGGCCUCUCCAGAUCUUACAGCGCAAGCUACAUACAUAAAGUGCAUAAAUAUGAUAAUGUAUUUAUUUCCAUUUAUAAUAAAAGGAAAUUUUAGGUUGCCUUUAGAAAAAAAGAACUCAACUAAACCAGUCUCAAUAUAUUGUUUAAGACCUUAACUCUGGCAGACACUCAAUAGCCGUUCCAGCUGUGAUUAUCACUUCAGGCAAUCGAAAAAACAAAACACUUCAACACAGAGUCAGGUCCCACUGCAGUUUCUCCUGGGUUCUUCAAUAAAUACAUUUUAAAAAAGCUAGUACUCACAAUAUACAAACUCAAAAAUUGGCUAAAUAUUUCACAACAGUUUAUUGGCCUCAUCCUAACUACAAGAAUGUAACUCCGAAAGGCUCCAGGAUUUUCAGUGAUUUAGGUUUUCUGUAUGAAAGUUUUGAAAGUUACAUGUGAACUAAAAUGCAGCCAAGGCAUAAAAAGAAAUCUGUUUUUAAUCAUAAUCUUCACUUCAAACGAAAACUUACAAAAUUUGUCCCAACAUAUUUAUACAUACAGGGUUUUCAUUUUUGUCUUAGUUCAAACCAUUUAGCUAAGGGAUAAAACUGUAGUUUAAUGAAGUAAAUACCUUUUCUCCCCAAAUCAAUAUAUAAAAUAUUAAACUUGGCCUUUUUGAAUCAGGACUUUUCCCUUUAUGAUUUUAUACCCUUUGUCUUAAGUACAAUGUGAGAACAGACAGAAAGGCGAUUUUGUCUAAGCAGUUUGGAACAAUUUUAAAUUAUUGACUAAUUCAAUCUUAUAUUCAACCAAAUUCAUGUUUUCCAUGUCAAGCUUUCCUUAAGAUAUUCCUUUUUAUUAUUCUGAUCAACACUCCCCACCAGGAAAUCUGACUGAUUUAUUUGAUCUUAAAUUCAUUCAUAUGAAUUAUUAAUUGAUUUAGUGGUGUCACUAAGUGGAGCAAUAUAAUUUGUUUCCAUUCCAGCACAGUGUAUCCACACCUACCAGACUUUUCAAAGCCUUGCUUUGAAAUAAGUAGAUAAACCAUAUAGAAAACUAGACUGGAAAAUUCUACUUGUCAGAAGUAAUUGGUAGAAUAAGUUGUGAAUUUUCCACAUCUAAGUCAUGCAUGAGGUUUAAGUGUAUUUUUACUCAUCAAAUUGUGUUUUCUCCAUCUAAAUUUUGAUAAUAUUUGAAGUCUUUGUACUUUUUGAAUUUUGUGCAUUAAAACUGAAAGUGAAAUGUAAAAGGAUCUCCUUAAAUUUGAGGAAUAUAUCAUAAUAACCUUCAACCCAAGUUUAAGUGCAUUUGAAAGAGCUGAGGAGAAUAUAUAUAUAUAUAAAUAUAUUUAUAUUUACUUCUUAGAUAUUUCUUAUUUUUCAAAACCAAGUUAUUUUAUGAGUUUUUUACAACUUUUUCUCACUUUGAGAAAUAGCUAAAAUGAACCAAGGAGUUGAGGACAGAGGCAUACUGCUGGCGUGGCUAGGAUAGGAGGCCAAGUUCCCACAAAAUCAGUACCAAAGUGAAAAUAAAAGGGUAAAAGGAGAUGGCAAUAUGGGAUGAAAGUCAUGGAAGAUUACAAUUGAAAAUUGCUGAAAAGAAGUAUCUCUAAAUGCUGAGACACUAAUUCUGGAGGAAGGAAAGACGAAGAUAUUCAUUUAUGAAUACUCAAUGUUGCUCCUACAUAAUGGGCAGGCAGUACUACUAAAUAACUGCUUGAAAUUAUCAGAUUUCUGAUAAUUUUUAAUCAGGUUUCCUGGUUCUUUCUAAGCACACAGCAAGCAGGCCUGCUCAUAACAUAUAAUUAGGAGAACAGUUGUUUUAUUUAUCUGUAUGGACUUGUAGUCUUUCCAGAAAGUGUGUAUUUGCAGCUGGGCUUUCUUCUUCUAUCAAAAUGCACAGAAGGAACCUGGACAACUCCAGCAACUGAGAAUGAUGUGGUUGGUGUGGCUUGAACCUCCUCUCGAACAAUAUUUUUACCAGGAUGAGGAUGAAGAUGGUAGACAUAGUUUACUCUUCACCUGCUGAGACAAAUUUGGAUGGUACCAUUCAAUCUUCUCUACACAAAUGGUGUUUUUUCUGAAGCUAGCCUGAUCAUUUCCAAAAGAAGGUGCCUAUACAAUGUAGCAGAACUAACAGUGUCUAGGCUCAACUGCAGAUGCAUUUCAAAUUUUAGUACUUUUUAGUUGAACUUACACAAAGAAAACCCCAAAAAAUUACCUAACAGUUCUAUAUUGGUGGUUUUUUUCUGUUUUGUUUUUUUUUUUUCUUCUUUUUUUUCCUGAUACGGCCUCUAAUUACAGUGUGAAGGGAUUAGAAGAUUUAAGAGGUCUUGUCAGCACAUUUAUUGCUAAUACACCUGUGCUACUCUUUACAAGCAAAAUAUAUUGCAGUAUUAUUUCAAUAUUGGAAGCAAAAGCAUUUCCCACUAUGCUGCAUUACAAAUCAAAAGCUGUUUCCAUGAGUGUUUAAUUUCUUCUUGCUGUUAUGUCUCUUGGCAGUUGAUCUGUGUGAGGGCUGAGAAUAAAACAGCUCUAAAUUUCUGAUGGACUGUCCAAGCACACCUUUUUGGUCUAUGGAUUAAUAGGUUAUCUCUUGUGCUUUAACUCUGUGCUGUGCAGGAGAAAACCAAACUCUCACUAUGAAAGAAUGCUGAAAAACACUGAUAUUUCAAAAUAGUUCCAAAUAUUUCCAAAUGAGGAAAUAAUUUACGCAUAGUAAUUUGUAAGAUAUAUGUAGAACUGGAAUAACAACAUUUGUUUAUUUUCUUUUCCUAUUCUAGAUUAAAAAAACAAAACAAACAAAAACAGGUAUCUGUAUAAAUGUCACUUUUACUGUCUAAAGUAAUUUUAAGUGUUAGUAUGAAAUGUCAGAAGAGUUGACAAAAUAUAACUAUUUGUAAAAGUAAUCUGAAUUGUUACACUAACAUACUCCAGGGACCAAGGUGGGAGGGAGCCAUUGAAAUUAGUACUGAACAAAAUGUGACAGUGACAAUCUCUUAAAAAAAAAAAAAAAAAGGAGUACAAUUAAGUAAAAUUACUUAAAGCUCCUUGGAAUUUUUUUAGUUUUUUUAGUGGACUUGAGUUCUGAUUUUCCACAAUAACAACAAAUUUUUAAUUAAUAUUUUACAAUUUAGUAAUCAAACGUACCCUGGAGAGUUUUUUCCUGGUUUUGUUGUUUAUUUGCCUUUUUUGACUUAUAAGAUUUUUUUGUGGUUGCAGAAAAAUAUUUGCUAUUCUGGUGAUGCUAAUGCCUAACGUGACAAAGAUUAAUUUAUUCAGGCCUCGGUCUUGCAAGAAAUUUUGUGUGGUUGAACCCACCCCUUCUGUGGCACUGCCCUGGCAUUAGUGGGGUGGAUGUGAGCUGGAAGGUGGAUGUACUUUCAUAAGAAACCUUGCAGGAUUGGGCCAACUUUCUAUCUCUUCAUAGAUAUCUACAACGUAGUUACACCGUGGCCAUCAUCUCCAAAGGCUGUUUGACACCAGUCCCUGGUGCAGUAAAUCCCAACUGCUGUCUUCAGCCUCUGCAUCGAUGUUCAUCCAAACAAAAGUGGCUUUCUUUUUAUGAUGGUAAUUAGUUUGAUUAUUUAUUUAAGUGCCAAUCAUCAAACUGUAGUAUAAUCAUCAUGCCGUUUUUUUCUGUUUCCUAGACCAGAUAAUGGAAAUGUAUUUGUGCCUUUUGAUAGCAUGCCACUCUGCUUUAUUAAAAAAAAAUCUUCAAUAAUUUGUCUACAAAGCCUGUUUAAAAUAAUGAAAGCUUUACUGUCACAUACUUUUCUGCUCGAAUAUUCUCAAAUAUACAUCUAAAUCAAUCUGAGGGUAUUAUUUUCAAAUAACAUAAAUAUUUGAAACAUAAAUUUGCAAAAAUUUUUGAGAUCCUGAUUCCAAUGAGGGUCAUGGUGGAUGUCUUACUGCUGAAAAGUUUCAAAUAGAUGAAGAAUGUAGUGGAUGUGUAGGGGUGUUUUGACCAAUUUCUCAAGUUCAAGAGUCAGAUAGAAAGUCUCCUUACUUCUAUUUAAGUGCUUAGACCUAAAACAUUAAAUCUGAAACAUUAAAUCCUCCAACCUGAAAGAUGCUAUGGAGCAUCUUCCCAGCACUUUACCUCUGGAGAUAAACUGGAGAGAAUGUUUGUUUUGCAAUCAUUUGCAGCCUCACCAUCGCUACGUAGGCUGCUGUAGGAAGAAACAUCUUUGCAGAAUAGUUGUGUCUGUUGGAUAUUCACUUCUGAUUAAAGAACCUCCAAAAAGACCAUUUACUGAGAAAGCUCAAGAGCUCUUUGAUCUAUGGAGGGGUGCUAAGAGUGCUGCACAAAGAGUUACAGUGCAGGAAUCCAGGUCUCAAUCCAGGCUCACGGGAUUUAAGACAAAAACUGAUUCCAGCAGGACCUGGAUUUUAUUCAUCCAUCUCAGCGAGUCUCUACGUGUCCUCAACUGAUGGAGCUGUUUUUGUGAACCAGAUUUCCUGGUGUAAGUGGAACUCAAAUGUCCUGCCAGACUCCUACUGACAUUUUGCACAGAGGAGGUUUUUCUAUCAGGAGUUUUUACUGAUUAGGAAAUUAUGAUAGAAUAUCCAAUGACAGUUUUAUCCCAUACAUUACAAUGUCCAGAAAGAAAAUAUCUCUUUAAAUAACUCAUUGUGGUUGCAAUACUUCUUUAGAUGAAGAUGAAAACCUUGUAAGUAAAUAAUGAUCCUUCUUAAAUCUCCUUGUUUAGCUUCAGAUAAUCUUUCUGAUAGAUGAAAAGCUACCAUGGUUAAAUUAACCUUUUUAAAAACUCUUCACCCCUUUUCCAGAUUUUAUCAGAUUUUUUUCAAGUUCCUGAAAUACCCUGUCCACUUGACAGCAGUUCUGUAAGUUUUAAGUGAUCUUCAGUAUUUCCACUGCUCAUAUGUGUUCUUAUAUCAAUUUACUUGGACCUGAGCCAAAAUAAGCCUUAAAAAUUUGGCUUUGGAUCAGUUUCUGAGAAUUCUCAGUUUAGCAGUCUAUCUUUUCUCUUAAGAGGCAUUGAGAUCCUCCUAAUGUUUGACUUUCAAACUUGAAUAUUGGCCAUUUUUAGCCCAGAGAAAUGAGAUAAAUAUUUAUUGCCAAAUUUGUAUUGGCAGCUUUUGGGUGACAGGUGAGAUGGGGAGCGGGCGAGGCGACCAGACGCGGUGCCGACAGAGCUCAGGAAAGCCAGGGAGAACAGGUGCCAAAGAGAGAGCCAGGAGAGGGCUGGGAGCAUCUCUCCUUACCACUGACAAGGGAAAAGGGGAGCAACUGAAGCAAGGGAGGCUGCUGAAGGGCACUGCCAAAAGGCAGGGUGAUGAGAGCUCUGAAAACCAGGGAAGAGGAGGAAUUAACCCUGCCACAUCCUUUAACUCCCCCAUGUCAUUAGGCUAUGGUUUUUCAGAUGUAAAAUGCAGGGUUGGAGGAAGUCAAGACGAACCCUCAGAGUCUCUACAGGUCAAUGACAAAUACAUAGAGGAGUCAGAUUCCCCCAGAAGAUAAUUUUAUUGCUCAUGGUGCAGAGUUCUCACUAAGAGUUUUGAACUACUUAGACAAGAUUUUAAAAAGAGAAAAAAAUAAAAAAGGCUUUCCUGCUGCACUGAGCAGUCGGUACGUAUUUGUAUGCUGUGUACAGUAUGAGCUAAAGCAUACCAUCUAUUGUUUUUGUUAUUUCACAUGUUGUCAACAGCCCACUUGCGAUAUCUGCCACCUGAAUUAUAUAUUGAUAAGUUAGCUACCACUGGAGCUAGUUUGUUUAUUGUUUCAGAAUCUUAUGUCCCUAUGAAAUGCUGUGUGUAUAUAUAUAUAUCUCUAUACUGUAAAAAGAAGUAAUAUCGCAGAUGCUGGUUUUGUAUUUAUGAAAGACAUUGAAAGUAUGGCUUAAAGUAUAUCAAUUAUUUGUCACUCUUCACCAUUUGUAUAUUAAUAGUAAAGAUACUUUUACUUUAAUGAA